GCCUCCCUCUUCUUCCUGCACUGUGCGCUCCUCCUGGGCUUGGGCGUCUGGAGCGAGUCGCAGAGGCUAUCGCCUCCCAGACAGAGGACGGGUCACCUGGACGCGCGCCUGAGUCCGGGUGGCGUCGUUGCGGACGCAGUCACCGGGCACGGAUCGUAGGACUCUGUCGGUCUCGGAUUAAUCCCAGAGAGCCAGAGCCAACCUCUCCCGGUUAGAGAUACGACCCUCAGGGACCGCGAGAACUAUGCUGCUGGUGCUGCUGGCAGCGCUCUGCGCCGCAGGUGGGGCGCUGGAGGAAAAGAAAGUUUGCCAAGGCACAAGUAACAGGCUGACCCAACUGGGCACUUUUGAAGACCACUUUCUGAGCCUGCAGAGGAUGUUCAACAACUGUGAAGUGGUCCUUGGGAACUUGGAAAUUACCUAUGUGCAAAGAAAUUAUGACCUUUCCUUCUUGAAGACCAUCCAGGAGGUGGCUGGCUAUGUGCUCAUUGCCCUCAACACUGUGGAGAGGAUCCCUUUGGAGAACCUGCAGAUCAUCAGAGGAAAUGCUCUCUAUGAAAACACCUAUGCCUUAGCUGUCCUAUCCAACUAUGGGGCAAACAGAACUGGGCUUAGGGAACUGCCAAUGCGGAAUUUACAGGAAAUCCUGACUGGUGCUGUGCGAUUCAGCAACAACCCCAUCCUCUGCAACAUGGAGACUAUCCAGUGGAGGGACAUCGUCCAUGAUGUCUUUCUGAGCAACAUGUCAAUGGACUUACAGAGCCAUCUGAGCAGCUGCCCAAAAUGUGAUCCAAGCUGUCCCAAUGGAAGCUGCUGGGGAGGAGGAGAGGAAAACUGCCAGAAAUUGACCAAAAUCAUCUGUGCCCAGCAAUGUUCCCGACGUUGUCGUGGUAGGUCCCCCAGUGACUGCUGCCACAACCAGUGUGCCGCAGGGUGUACGGGGCCCCGAGAGAGUGACUGUCUGGUCUGCCACAGGUUCCGAGAUGAAGCCACAUGCAAAGACACCUGCCCACCACUCAUGUUGUACAACCCCACCACGUAUCAGAUGGAUGUCAACCCUGAGGGGAAGUACAGCUUUGGUGCCACCUGUGUGAAGAAGUGCCCCCGAAACUACGUGGUGACAGAUCACGGCUCAUGUGUCCGGGCCUGUGGGCCUGACUACUACGAAGUGGAAGAAGAUGGCGUCAGCAAGUGUAAAAAAUGUGAUGGGCCCUGUCGCAAAGUUUGUAAUGGCAUAGGCAUUGGUGAAUUUAAAGACACACUCUCCAUAAACGCUACAAACAUCAAACACUUCAAAUACUGCACUGCCAUCAGCGGAGACCUUCACAUCCUGCCCGUGGCCUUUAAGGGGGAUUCUUUCACUCGCACUCCUCCUCUAGACCCACGGGAACUAGAAAUUUUAAAAACUGUAAAGGAAAUAACAGGGUUUUUGCUGAUUCAGGCUUGGCCUGAAAACUGGACUGACCUCCAUGUUUUUGAGAACCUAGAAAUAAUACGUGGCAGAACAAGGCAACAUGGUCAGUUUUCCCUGGCAGUUGUUGGCCUGAACAUAACAUCACUGGGGUUGCGUUCCCUCAAGGAGAUCAGUGAUGGCGAUGUGAUCAUUUCCGGAAACCGAAAUUUGUGCUACGCAAACACAAUAAACUGGAAAAAACUCUUUGGGACGCCCAAUCAGAAAACCAAAAUCAUGAACAACAGAGCUGAGAAAGACUGCAAUGUGCUGGACCAGGUCUUCAAGGAUGUGAACCACCAAUUGGACUUGACCUUGGUGAGACAGCAAGUUAAUGAAUUCCUGGGGUUUAAGGAUACCAUGGGGCAACAGUCACAGCAAUGGCCAAAGAUCCCAUCUAUUGCCACUGGGAUCGUGGGUGGCCUCCUCUUCAUAGUGGUGGUGGCCCUUGGGAUCGGCCUGUUCAUGCGAAGGCGUCACAUUGUCCGAAAGCGUACCCUGCGCCGCCUGCUUCAGGAGAGAGAGCUCGUGGAGCCUCUUACACCCAGCGGAGAAGCUCCGAACCAAGCGCUCUUGAGGAUAUUAAAGGAAACAGAAUUCAAAAAGAUCAAAGUUCUGGGUUCGGGAGCAUUUGGCACAGUGUAUAAGGGUCUCUGGAUCCCAGAAGGUGAAAAAGUGAAAAUCCCUGUGGCCAUCAAGGAGUUAAGAGAAGCCACAUCUCCAAAAGCCAACAAGGAAAUCCUUGACGAAGCCUAUGUGAUGGCCAGUGUGGACAACCCUCAUGUAUGCCGCCUGCUGGGUAUCUGUCUGACCUCCACUGUCCAACUCAUUACACAGCUCAUGCCCUAUGGUUGCCUCCUGGACUAUGUCCGAGAACACAAGGACAACAUUGGCUCCCAGUACCUACUCAACUGGUGUGUGCAGAUUGCAAAGGGCAUGAACUAUCUAGAAGACCGGCGUUUGGUGCACCGUGACUUGGCAGCCAGGAAUGUACUGGUAAAGACACCACAGCAUGUCAAGAUCACAGACUUUGGGCUGGCCAAACUGCUAGGUGCUGAGGAGAAAGAAUACCAUGCAGAGGGGGGCAAAGUGCCUAUCAAGUGGAUGGCUUUGGAAUCAAUUUUACACCGAAUUUAUACACACCAAAGCGAUGUCUGGAGCUAUGGAGUCACCGUGUGGGAACUGAUGACCUUUGGGUCCAAACCUUAUGAUGGGAUCCCUGCAAGUGAGAUCUCAUCCAUCCUAGAGAAAGGAGAGCGCCUUCCACAGCCACCUAUCUGUACUAUCGAUGUCUACAUGAUCAUGGUCAAGUGCUGGAUGAUAGAUGCUGAUAGCCGCCCAAAGUUCCGAGAGUUGAUCAUUGAGUUCUCCAAAAUGGCCCGAGACCCACAACGCUACCUUGUUAUCCAGGGGGAUGAAAGAAUGCAUUUGCCGAGCCCUACAGACUCCAACUUUUACCGAGCCCUGAUGGAUGAAGAGGACAUGGAAGAUGUGGUUGAUGCUGACGAGUACCUUAUCCCACAGCAAGGCUUCUUCAGCAGCCCGUCCACAUCACGGACUCCCCUCCUGAGUUCUCUGAGUGCAACUAGCAACAAUUCCACUGUGGCUUGCAUUAAUAGAAAUGGGAGCUGCCGUAUCAGAGAAGACAUCUUUUUGCAGAGGUACAGCUCCGACCCCACCGGUGUUCUAACAGAGGACAACUUAGAUGACACAUUCCUGCCUGUACCUGAAUAUAUAAACCAAUCUGUUCCCAAGAGGCCAGCAGGCUCUGUGCAGAACCCUGUCUAUCACAAUCAGCCUCUGCAUCCAGCUCCUGGAAGAGACCUGCAUUAUCAAAAUCCCCACAGCAAUGCGGUGGGUAACCCUGAGUAUCUCAACACUGCCCAACCUACCUGUCUCAGUAGUGGGUUUAAUAGCCCUGCCCUCUGGAUCCAGAAAGGUAGCCACCAAAUGAGUCUGGACAACCCUGACUAUCAGCAGGACUUUUUCCCCAAGGAAGCCAAGCCAAAUGGCAUCUUUAAGGGCCCCGCAGCUGAAAAUGCAGAGUACCUACGGGUGGCACCUCCAAGCAGUGAGUUUAUCGGAGCAUGACAUGAAGGGGCAUCAUACCUGCUAUAAAACGUCUGGACUUUCCAGAAGCACAGGACCAAGCCAUGGCAGCACCUUCACUCCUGACAGCCAUGCCCACUUUGUGUCAAAUGUCAAACCCUCAGACUGGUUUUAAAGCAUAACUCUGAUGGGCUUUGUCACUGAGCCAAGAAGUGGGCCCCUCCCCUGAUGCACUUUGGGAAGUUGAAGGUACAUCUAUUGAUCUUCAAACUGUGAAGAUUCUACAAAAAGGUUUCCUCAUGGUGAGGUACAUAGGGGAAAAAAAAAACUUGAGGGUUUCCUCAAGUUUGCCUCAUGGUGAGGUACAUAGGGGAAAAAAAAAACAACAUAUGGAGUUUAUUGCAUAGGGAACUUUGGGAUUCUUGUUGUCUUUAUUGAUUUGAAUAAUAAGCUCUUCCAAGAAGGGAGACGCUUGCUUGUAGUCUCUGUUACACAGAGUUGCCUAGAGCCAACUGACCAGAUAGUUGGUUCCACCAUCCCGGCAUCAAGACACUUCCGUGGCGAGACAACUAACAAGAAGUCCUGGGUGCCCUGAGCAGGCCACACUUGUACAGCAUUAAACCAUGGCAGGUACAAUAGGAUAAGCCACUUUGUUACUUACUGGGGCUGGGAGAAGAAUAAUGGAGUAGAAUUUUCCCUCAAACUUACUUUUUGUAUAAAUAUGUCCCUGGCACUUAACACAUGCUAGUUUACCAGUGUUUUCUGACUAUUAGACCUCCUUCUGUGUUUUCUGUUUCAUUGUUUUGAGAUGUAAAUAUGCUUUCCUGUCUUCAUUUCAUGAAGUAAACAGACAUCAAAAAUCCCAGUAUUAUGUAAUAUCAAAGAACAAUAAUGAUUCCACAUUUGAACCCAUUCGAGCCAUCAGUACUGUAACCAAAAGCCUUUAACUAAGAAGGAGUAAUCUUGCAAAAAUUCAUAGAGGAAUUAAACCCAAAAUUUUAGUCUCAGCAUUGUGUCUGCUGAGGCGUGUGUACAAGACUACAGAAGUGAAGCUGCUCUUCAAAUCCACUUUGCCUUUACCCCUCUACACCCUAAAACUAGUGUAAAUCACACAUGGAGGAUAAAUCUUUUUAAUUUUAAGAGUGUUUACUGAAAAUAUGUUUUACUCCCUGGUAAGCUGCCACCAAACAUUUUCUUUCCCAUUUAGAAAAAUGACCUAGGAGUCUGUGUAAUAAGUGGCAGCCCGUGGUAGGCUUGGUGUGCAGAGUCCAAGAAAGGAGAUGUUAAGAACAGAGUGGAAUUCAGUAUCUGUUUCAAAGUGGCAUGAUGACAGUGUUCCCAAGGAUGCUUGUGGGGGACGGGGGAGUGCUCCCAUGGAUACUUGCAGGGGGGAGGGGAUUCAACACCAAGUGCUCUCACAAUCAUCAAUGCAUCCGGGUACCCAAGAUCUCCUUACAGCCCAAUCAGUUAAUAGUCAUCUUUGAAAACCAAUAUUGUAAUGAUCUUAGGAUCCAUCCCCUCCCAUAACAUAAACCCUAACCAUAAACACUAACCAUAAGGCAAAAUGAUGAGUGUCAGAUAAGACAUAUCAGCCAAGCACCAAGAGCACAGAGAAGUGCAUUCUGUUGGAGAGAUCUAGAAAGUUCACAAAGGAGACAAGAUUGCCCACUAUCUUCUAAGAUCUAAAGGUCAUAAACAUCAGGGAAAUGGAAAGUGCGUUUUCUUAGAGCAGUGGUCCUCAACCUUCCUAAUGCUAUGA
Molecule: messenger RNA, 5258 nt
Organism: Grammomys surdaster
Lineage: Eukaryota; Metazoa; Chordata; Mammalia; Rodentia; Muridae
Gene: Egfr
Product: epidermal growth factor receptor
Exons: 26
Coding region: 245-3541 (1098 amino acids)
Biological process (GO): positive regulation of epithelial cell proliferation; multicellular organism development; positive regulation of kinase activity
Cellular component (GO): basal plasma membrane; signaling receptor complex
Molecular function (GO): ATP binding; epidermal growth factor receptor activity; epidermal growth factor binding
Source: RefSeq, a predicted model, not a curated record